Endocarpon pusillum Z07020 is the source of this 1029-nucleotide messenger RNA. RefSeq lists its product as uncharacterized. Gene Ontology annotation, molecular function: oxidoreductase activity. The coding region runs from base 1 to 1029 and encodes 342 amino acids. Lineage: Eukaryota; Fungi; Ascomycota; Eurotiomycetes; Verrucariales; Verrucariaceae. The record is from RefSeq and is a predicted model, not a curated record. The transcript has 3 exons.
AUGGCGAUGCUAGCACUUAGAUACACAAUUCUGGCAAUUUUCAUCUCUAUAUUUUCGAACCCUCUGCUCGUCUACUCGAAACAAGCUGUGCUGAAGCAGCAUAGUGCCGACAGUCCGGACUCUUCGCUAUCACCUCCUGCGUUGACGUAUAUACCACCUGUAGGCCUUGGACUAUGGCUUUCCAAGGGCUCAAAUGCAACACAAGCGGUGGAGUCCGCGCUCAAUGCCGGGUAUCAUCAUCUUGACUCGGCUGCCGCUUACAACAAUGAAGAAUAUGUCGGCAAGGGCAUUUCCUUGUCCAAUCUUCCUCGCUCUUCUUUUUGGAUAACAUCCAAACUCUGGAACUCUGCACAUCGACCCAGUGAUGUACGGCCGGCCUUGGAAAAGACGCUCUCCCAGCUCGACGUACCUUACCUGGAUCUUUACCUCAUGCACUGGCCAGUUGCUUUCAACCCCGAGAAAUCUGGCAGCGUCCUCGACAAGGAUACGUCCAUCCUGAACACCUGGCGAGCUAUGGAGGAUCUCGUCCGAGCCGGCCUCACAAAGCACAUCGGCGUCUCCAAUUUUGCCAAACACGAUGUUGAUGAUCUGCUAAGUAAAUGCGAGAUCUGUCCCACAGCUCACGAGUUCGAGACUCAUCCCUACCUUCAACAGCAAGAUUUCGUAGACUUCCACCACAGAAACGGGAUGCAGAUAAUCGCUUAUUCGCCACUGGCCAAUGUCAAUCCCAUCUAUGACUCCAAGAACAAAUUAGCACCCAUACUGGAGGAUCCCUUUUGGGUGGAAUUAGCCAAGGAGAAGAACGUGACGGCUGCACAGGCGAUUCUUGCCUGGGGCAUCCAAAGAGGUACGGUCGUCAUCCCCAAAAGUGUCCAUGAAGGGAGGAUUAUCGAGAACUUUGCGAGUCAAUAUGUGCGAUUCAGCGAUGCGGAGAUGGAGAUGGUUGCCGGGCAAGACAGACAGGCAAGAUUUAACAAUCCAUCAAAGGGUUGGGGAGUGGAUCUUUUUGAUGAUCUGGAUGGAGUGUAA